UGUUCCAGACAGCCUUGGUACAGAAGAACAUGGUCUAGACUUAAGUACCAUCAAGAACAUUUUUUCAUUUCAAAAUAUCAACUGCACCAUCAUGGAUUCAAACACUGCACACAAUCCUGUGUUUCUGGUAUUUCCCCCAGAUAUCAAUGUUCCUGGCUUGCAGUCAGCAGACCCUACAGCCACAACCUAUGAUACAAGCAGCCCUCUUCCAAAAUUACUUGCUACAAAAAUGAAAAUCUUAGGGGCUAUGCAGAUCCUGUUUGGAGUGAUGAACUUUUCUUUUGGAGUUGUUUUCAUUUUCACACUUGAAAAUCCAUACCCACGGUUCCCCUUUAUAUUUGUUUCAGGAUAUCCAUUCUGGAGCUCCGUUUUGUUCAUUAAUUCUGGAGCCUUCCUAGUUGCAUUGGAAAGAAAAACCACAGAAACUCUGGUGAAGUUGAGCCAAAUAAUGAAUUCUCUUAGUGCCCUGGCAGCAAUAGCUGGAAUCAUUCUCCUCACAUUUGGUCUCAUUCUAGAUCAACAAUUCUUUUGUGGCUAUGCUGAAACAAUUAGUCAGUGUCAGGCUGUUGCUACCCUAUUCACUGGAAUUUUGAUUAUGUUGAUGGCCUUCAGCAUUAUUGAAUUAUUCAUCUCUCUGUCCUUCUCAGUUAUGAGGAGACCCUUUUAAUGUUGUGACUAAUGGUGCUGAAUAUCACCAUGGGAAUAAAGAGGUGUUAUAAUAUCACCAAGAAGUGAAUUAUGUUUGUGAGAAAAAGCCAGAAGGAACAUAGAAUCUUAAGACUGGCAACUGUUGGAAGCAAAGGGGAGUAACUUAAGAGAGUGGGGUCUGGGAACACUUUUGGCUGAUAAAACACAUCCUGCCUCUUUGCAAUGCCAUCUCUUCCUCUCCCCAAAUCACAUCGUCAUCUUGGUGCCACCUCCUCUGUUAGUCAUGCAUGCACUGAACCGAAGGACAGCAAUGUAGCAUUGCCACUGUACAGAGAAAUGAACCAAAGCCCACGAUGUGAAGUGACCAGGUCUAUGACAUCUCCUGCUGAUUUCUCUAAGAGACUCAACCUCGUGGCUCCAUGGUUGUGUGGAAAAAUGAGUUGGUUGGAAGAAUGGCUUGGCCCACAGAUUUUGCAUUGAUACAGCAAGAUCAUCAAUGUGAGCCACUCAUGACAACUAGAAUAGUAACAAGGAGGACAUAUGUUGGUUGAAAGCCACUAUAACGUUCCAGGAACCAUGCUAAGUGUUUUUUGUGUAUUACUCAUUUAACCUCACAAAAAGUCUAAGAGGUACUAAGCAUACCCAUCAGCUCCAAAAUUUUCUUGUGCCCUUGUUUUGUUUCUUUGUUUUUUGAUGAGAACACAUAACAUGAGAUCUAUCUUCUUAACAUAUUUUAGUGUACAAUCUGUAU
This is a messenger RNA of Zalophus californianus (California sea lion), 1399 nucleotides long. It is a transcript of the gene MS4A5, whose product is annotated as membrane spanning 4-domains A5. The transcript is spliced from 5 exons. The coding region runs from base 92 to 667 and encodes 191 amino acids. NCBI's taxonomy places the organism in Eukaryota, Metazoa, Chordata, Mammalia, Carnivora, Otariidae. The record is from RefSeq and is a predicted model, not a curated record. Gene Ontology annotation, biological process: cell surface receptor signaling pathway. Gene Ontology annotation, cellular component: plasma membrane.